Molecule: messenger RNA, 744 nt
Organism: Mytilus californianus (California mussel)
Lineage: Eukaryota; Metazoa; Mollusca; Bivalvia; Mytilida; Mytilidae
Product: perlucin-like
Exons: 4
Coding region: 1-366 (121 amino acids)
Source: RefSeq, a predicted model, not a curated record
AUGUAUGAAAGAUCCAAAGUAUUCUUCAAUCAGCUAACAACAUGGCCAGAUGCAGAGGCACAGUGUAUUUCAUUUGGAGGACACCUUGCAAAGGUUUUGAACCCUGUUGAUGAUGAGUUGAUUAGAAACGUCAUACCUGGAAGUGUUCAUUAUGUUUGGAUCGACGGUUCUGAUGAAGGAAAAGAAGGUAACUGGACAUGGAAUAACCCAGAGGAGAAUAUUCUACUUGAUUAUUGGGGUCCUAGCAGACCUGAUAAUGCCGGUGGAGAUCAGAAUUGUAUGGUUUACCGUUAUUUUAGUGGUGAAUAUCUAUGGGACGACCGUGAAUGUACUGGUAAUAACUAUCCAUUUAUUUGUGACAUAUGACUUAUUUGUCAUCAUUUUUUGGAUAGAAUCUAAGUGAUACAUUUACUUGUUUAGAAUACAUGUUAAAAUGCCGUGGACUAUAUAUACUUCAAUAGUGCGGAUUUUCUACAUUAGUAAACUUAUUUGAUUUAGAAAGUGAAAUUGGCACAACUAGCUGAUGAUAGGUAAGCCGGAAAGAGUCAUUUAUGCUAACGUAAAAUUCAUCGUUUCAUGUCAAUAAUUUUUUUAUAAAUGACAGAUUAUAUGUAAAGUCGAAAAGAAAAUGAAGACGCUUAAAGGCAUACAUGUACAGCGUUUACAGACUUAGUUUACGUUUCAAAAUAAACAUUAUACAUUAAAAACGUCCAAAGCAAUUCUCUAUUCUCUCUAACUAAGACA